GGAGAAUAAGGUAUAUUUAAACUGAGGGAAUUGGCGCUUUUGCACUCGGACUCGCUCCACCAACUUAAGUUUUGGGUGGGACGACGGCGCAACUUUUAUAAAAAUAACCCUCGCCGAGGAGGCCGUGUCGGACGAGGACACUCCCGAGCGCGACAAAGUGACACCGCCGGCGGCGGCGGGAUAAAUAUUCGCGGGGGAUUGCUUGCGGCGGGCGGCACUUAUUUCAUAUUGCGGGCGCCUCGAGGACGGCUCGCGCGGACGUUUAACGGGCAGGAGGAGGACUAACGGCGGCAGGCGAGCUCGCGAUGGCGGAGACGGCGGCGGCUCCGGCCCCCAAGGCGAAAAAGACGAAGUCCCCGAAGAAGGCGGCGUCGCACCCCAAAUACUCGGAGAUGAUCAAGUCGGCGGUGCACGCGGACAAGAGUCGCGGCGGCGCGUCCCGACAGUCCAUCCAGAAGUACAUCAAGAGUCACUACAAGGUGGGCGACAACGCGGACUCGCAGAUCAAGCUGUCGCUGAAGAGGCUCGUGGCCGUGGGCGUCCUGCGCCACACCAAGGGCAUCGGGGCGUCGGGCUCCUUCAAACUGGCCAAAGCCGAGGAGAGCAGGAAGGUGCCGUCCAAGAGCCGCGCGCCCGAGAAGGAGAAGGAGAAGGCCAAGAAGAAGGUGAGCAAGGCCGCCAAGCCCAAGAAGGUGGCCAAGCCCAAGAAGGUGGCCAAGUCGCCAGCGAAAGCCAAGAAGCCCAAGGCUGCGGAGAAGAAGGUGAAGAAGGUGGCGGCGGCGGCGGCGGCGGCGGAGAAGAAGAAGAAGGCGGCGGGCGGCGCGGCGGGGGGUGCGGCGGGCGCCAAGGCCAAGAAGGCGGCGAAGAAGGGGAAGGUGGUGAAGGCGGCGAAGGCGACGAAGGCGGCGAGCAGGACGAAGAGGGCGACGAAGGCGGCGAAGCCCAAGGCGAGGAGCGCAGCCAAGAGGGCGGCCAAGAAGAAGUGAGGCGGUGGGGGGGCAGCAGCCGCCCUCCAGGACUUUAUAAAGCGCGGAGGAAAAAAAAAACGGAGAAGGAAGGAAAAAACAAACAAACAAACAAACAGACAGACAGACAGACAGACGAAACAAACUACGUGUACAUACUGAUACUGAUACUCCUGGAAAGCGAGAACACCAGCCCCCCCCACCCCGCCCCUUUUUUUCUUUUAAAUGUUAUUUUUGUAUUUUGUUUCACGCGGAAUUAUCUGAACUUUUCCUAACGUAUUUACUCUGUUGUUUCAUAGAAAAAUACUUGCCACCCUCUUCUGAAGGCUCCUCAAUUUAAACGCCCCCCUCCCCCCCCCCCCUCCGUGUGGCUGUAUAUGAUUAUUAUUUAUUUCACUAUCGAUUCUGGGGAUGGUUGCGGGCGGAGAAGUGACUUUGGUGCUCAACUGUUGCGACGAGUUUAAAAAAAAAAAACAAAAAAGCAACUUUUUGUGUACUCAACUGUACUGAUUUGAGCGUAAACGUGGGACGUCGUAAAGAUACGUGAACUUCGAUCAGUGAAGAACUGUUCGGAAUCAUAGCGCAGUCUUCAGAUUUACUCCGUAAUCGUUACAGUUACCAUGGUAAAUCCCGCAGAAUCCUGUACAUUUUCUGACUGACACAUCUUUUUCCACUAAAUUGUAUAAUUUCCGACUACAAUUUUACGAAUUCAUCUUUUGAAACUUUAUACUGUACUGCAAUAAAAAAAAAGUUUUCA
Molecule: messenger RNA, 1722 nt
Organism: Scleropages formosus (Asian bonytongue)
Lineage: Eukaryota; Metazoa; Chordata; Actinopteri; Osteoglossiformes; Osteoglossidae
Gene: h1-0
Product: H1.0 linker histone
Exons: 1
Coding region: 306-986 (226 amino acids)
Biological process (GO): negative regulation of DNA recombination; nucleosome assembly; chromosome condensation
Cellular component (GO): nucleus; nucleosome
Molecular function (GO): structural constituent of chromatin; double-stranded DNA binding; nucleosomal DNA binding
Source: RefSeq, a predicted model, not a curated record